AGGCCCUAAGGAGGUAUCUUCUUGUUUUUCCGUUAGUUUUGCUGCUAUGGGGCUUUCCGUAAAUUGAAUGCUGCUCCAUGAGAAAAUGUCAUAAACAGCUCGGAGACGUCCCAUUUUCUUCAGAAAUGUUUGCUCUACACGACAGACUUAUUUGCAAAGAAUUUCUGGCUUGAACUCUAGGACUUGGUUUUCUGAGAUUUGAGUUUUCCAGAGACCCUGAUUUUAGGAGUUUUGAUGGAGCCUUUGUAUGCACCACCUGAGAUCGGAAAUUCUUCCAGCUAUUCAAAUCUUUUUUCAAAUUUAUUCUAGCUAUUAUGAUCAUGCAAUAAUUGCAACUAGACGUAUUUAUACGUCACCGGGAGCCAAAGGGUUAAUUUGAUAAAAAACUAAGACCUAAUUCAAAAAUCGGCGCCGGUCAGACGAUGUAGUUUCUUCUUCUCUUUGAAACAAAAAAAGAAUAAAUUCUCUAUGACAAACCGCUAUAAAAAAUCUUGGGAAAUACUUCAGGUGUAACUCCUAUAUAGAGAAAACGCUGUAUUAAAUGCUGUAUGAAAUACUCAGUUUUAGAUUUUCUAGGAAAAUGCCUCUAACUUUUUGGUGCAGAGUCAUACAGAGUUGUGCGAGGUCUUAUUCUGAUCAGAAACGUUUGCUCUACAGAUCUGUGUGUGUAGAAAAAUUUUAAUUGCAUUAGUAUCCAGGAAAAAGCUAUUAUUUGAUGAUUCAGUUUUUUGAGGCUCCUAGAAAACUUGCUCAAAACCCGGGAAAAAUCACUUUUGUCACUAAAAGCGAUACAGAUUCUGAAAGGAGACUGCAGACUAUCUUCCCAUGUGCUUAUCUCAAAACCGAUAUUUUGACCGAAAAUGACCAUUUCUAAGGGAGGGGGGGGGCCCUUAAUGUCUUGACUAUCUGAGCACCGUGAUCCGAGGCCCCAGGAUUGAGGAAUUCGGUCAUCAUUUUUUUGGAUCCGAGCUAGUACAAAAAUUUUUUUCGCUUGAGCAACUGUUCAUUUUUAUCGUCAAAUUUUCGAUUAUUACACAGGUCUCACCCCGGUUGCUCCCGCUCGACCCAGCUCUGUAUCUAAGAUAUCGCGCUUUAAUUAUUUCAAAGCACUUGAACAGUCUUUUCAACAGCGGAAAUUUUUCGAAGGUUUUUUCAGCUCUGAUCAGAAGACUUGACUGUGCCUUUGCUCGUCAUAACACAGAUUUCAAUAGUUAUAAAUUAUUGUACUAAACGCUGAUUUCGGAUGUUUUAAAAGAUGAUAGAAAAGUUAAAGCUUACUUUGAACGAGGACAACAAUACAAGUCUGGAAAUCAUAAUGCGACACAAUGCCUACUCUUUUGUUUAGGCGAGCUAUCAAGACGCAACCAAUAACCAGGCGGCUCAUAUUAAUGAUGUGUCAGGAAAAGAUGUACAAACGCGUUCACCAAACAAUUCUGAGACAACUGUAAACGAAUUAAAUGAAUAUCUGUCUCAACCGGAUGAAAUUGUACUGAGUGAUAUUUUUCUAAAAUGUUCUACAAAAGAUAUGGACAACAAAAUAUCAAUGCAAUCAUAUAACACAAACUGCUUUGAGAAUAUGAUGCAGCCUUACGUAUUUCCUGUGCAAUAUAGAGAAUGGGAAAAUGAUAUUUUGUACGAUUCACCAUCAUCCUGUUUAAAUUUAAGAAACAUUCAAUCAUUAGAAGCUGGCUGGAUUCCCACCAGAAAUCAUCGUUCAUUAGCUACAUUUCAACGUAUGAUAGUUGGGCGUAAUGUUGAUUUUCUGGAAAAUAUUUGUUUUGAUGAACAUGCACGGCCAGAAAAUUGGUAUUCAAUAUUUCCGUUCAACAGUACCGUAUUACUUGAGAAUUUACAGUCAGAACAAAAUAUGCUAUUUGAUCUGAAUUAUAAACCAAAAUUUUUGUUGGAUGAAAUAAGUACCUGUGACUUACUACCAAAUGAAACAAUUUCGAAUCAGCCUCGAAAAGAAAAAUCGAUCAAUUCCAACCAAUUAAAAACAAAGAAGGAGGGACGUGUAAAUACAACAAAAUCUGUAUUAGCUAGUGCCGGAUUAGUGUUAUCCGAUGAUAACGAAGAUAAAUGUGAAGAAAAUAACAAAGAAACAAAUACGAACAUCUGGAAUUUAAGUAAUGAUCAAUUCUAUGAACAGAAUAGUGUUAAUAAUGAGCAGUUUUUGAAGAGACGUAUGAGUUUGUUACAGCAUAGUCUACCAGCAACAAAUCUGGAUGAAAUACUAUUUCCUACUCAUAUGACUGCACAUGAAUUGCGAUAUUUUCAUCGAUCACUAUUACCAUUUAAAGGAACAUAUCAGACGUGGACAUGUGUUCAAUCGUUAGCACAACAAAUUGCAGACACAGAUAAUGAACGUAAAAAAGAACUAUUAUUAACCGGAUGUGGUUUAACAUUCUCAAUGCGUUCCAUUUGGGAUUUAACCGGAAUUGAUGGUGAAAUUAUUUUAAUGGAAUAUAGUGAACAAUAUCCACCAUUUUUGAAUCAAACGGGAAUGGCCACAAAAAUUAGAACGUACGUUCGACCGGCUAUUGAGAACAAUAUGUUUCGUGCUCCAAUUUAUAAUCACAAUUUAGAAAAAACAGAUUUUUUAAUUAUACAAAAUGGUGAUAGCUAUUUUAUUCGUAAUGUUUCAACAAUAUUCACCAUUGGUCAAGAAUGUCCAUUAAUUGAAAUACCAGUACCAAAUUCGAAACGUGUUGGUACAUUGCAACGAGAAUUACUCCAGGUCUACAUUUAUAAAUCUUUUGCGAAAAGUAACGAAGAACCACGUCGUAUUCGCAUUGAAGACGUAAAGAAAGCAUUUCCUCGUCUAGCUGAAAGUAGUAUAAGAAAACGUCUUAAAUUAUGUUCGGAUUUUCGACGAGCUGGUGAAGAUUCAAAUAGUUGGAUCAUUCGUCGUGAUUUUCGUUUACCAUCGGAAGAUGAAAUUCGAGAAAUGGUUACUCCUGAAAAAUGUUGUUUAAUUUAUCUUUGUUCAGCAGCUGAACAACGAUUAAAAGAUGCUGGUUUUCGUGAUAAGUGUUUAAUUGCCAUGGAAGAUGAUGAUAAUAAUCAAGCGAAACUUGAUGAUGAAAUAAUCUGUGCUCCAUGGAACACGUCUAAAGCCUAUAUCGAUGCUGUUAGAGGAAAAUGUUUUUUACAAAUCUAUGGUGUUGGAGGUGAACACUUGAUUGGCAGUGCUGAUACAAAACGUUUACGAGGCGCUGUCACUGGAACAGAUGCUGAUCUUCGAAGAUUACAAUUGAAAGAUGCUCGAAAAUUACUUUUGAAAUUUGGUAUAGCUGAAAAUAUAAUACAAUCAUUGACCCGAUGGGAAAUUGUUGACUUAGUUAGAACACUUUCCACACAAAAGGCUAAAGAAGGUAUUGGUGGAGUUAAGUUUGCUCGAGGUGCUCGCCAUAUUCAUCUUCAACAUUUAGAAAAGUAUCGAGAAGAUUGUCAACGACAAUUUGAACUACAAAAUCGAACAUUAUCUUGUCAAAAUUUACAACAAACAGAUGAUGAUACAUCAGAAGAGGAUGCUGAAAUGAAAGAAAUGGGAGAAACAUUGAAAAAUCUUUUAUGCUCGCCAAAAGAACAAACACGAUUUAAUCAUGAACGGAGAGAAUUACAUCACCUUAAAUUCAAAGACAUUUUAAAGAAUUUUGCGAACUUGAAAGGGAAUAAACAGAAAGAAGAAGAAGAAGAACAGACGUCGAAAAAUCUUAAUCAGAUCAAUAAGACAAUUGAAUUAGUCCGAAAAGAUUCAAUAAUUCAAGCUUACAUAAAAAUUCGUAAUACGAAAGAUGAUUGUUACAUACGACAAUAUUAUGCAUUGGAUGAAGUUGAAAGAGAAUCACUUCGGCGUGAACGUCGUCGUUUACAAGAACAAUUACGACGAGUGAAACGUAAUGAAGCUCGUUAUCGUCAUAGCGAAUCGUUUGAUACUACUCUUCCACCCAACUCACCAUCUCUCUCAUUACGCUCAAUGAAUUCAUUAAAGAAAAAAUAUAGUACGGAAUCGUGUUCACAAUUGAGUAUAAACGAUGAUUCAUUAUCAUUGACAUCUUCAAUUGAAAGCAGUAACGAUAUUAACAGUAAUAAUUGUUCGAUUGCAGUUACAGAGUCAAAAAGUAUAGUGUCUGUGUAUGGAAAAUGUUUGAAUAAUGAAACAUUUCCAGUGAUUGAUGGUGUAAAACUUAUAAUACCCAAACGACUUUUAAAAAAAGCUGAAGAAGUAAAACGCAAAUCGUUAAUAUUACAUAUACCAAAAAAUAUUCUACGUUAUCCGUGUACAGAUAACUAUGAAAGUACAAAUGACACUGAUAAUAUAGAAGCACUAAAACAAUUUCCAUCCGGUUUUUUUGCUCCAUUAACAACUGCUCAUAAUCCAUUUUCAAUUGAUAAUAUUUUGGCACCGAGACCACGACUUCCAACACCUUAUUAUUCGCCCGCCGCUCAAGCUGCAGCUGAUUUUUAUUCGUAUCCUGCUGCAUUGCAAUUGCAAAAUUUUUUUGCUGCUGCCACAAUAGCUCAAAAUCAUAAACGAAAACGUCGUCAUCGUACAAUAUUCACUGAAGAACAGUUAGAACAACUUGAAACGGCAUUUCAACGAACACAUUAUCCUGAUGUAAUGAUGAGAGAAGAACUUGCAUUGAAAAUUGAAUUGAAAGAAGAACGGGUCGAGGUUUGGUUUAAAAAUCGUCGUGCCAAAUAUCGUAAACAAAAACGUGAAGCUACUGAACGUUCACGACGAGAAGCACAAGAAAAAUCUCAACGAACCGAUGGUGAAAGUACUGGUACUGGUUCAUCUACUCCCACCACAUCAUCAUCAUCAUUGAGUAGUGGUGGUCAUGAAAGUAAUGAUUUAGUUGUUAAUACUCAUUUAACAGUUUGUUCAAGUUCACGUUCGACAUCAUCUCCAUUAACAUCUCCCAUUCAAUGUCAACCAUUAGCAUUAACAACUACUAACACAAAUUCAUCCACCAAUGCUGCUGGUAGUACAACAAGAUUAAAUAAUAAUUUAACAAAUAAGUCAAUCAAUUUUAAUAAAAAAGAAAGUAUACAUCAAUUAAUUCAAUACAAUCAACCAAGACAUCUGCCAACAUCGACUGUAUCAAAUGUUUAUUCAAAUGUUUCAACGUUGAAAUAG
Didymodactylos carnosus is the source of this 5143-nucleotide messenger RNA. NCBI's taxonomy places the organism in Eukaryota, Metazoa, Rotifera, Eurotatoria, Philodinida, Philodinidae. The record is from the annotation of a GenBank genome assembly.